CUUGUUUCCAGUGGAAGCAAAGACUCAUGGGAACAGUCAGCUGUCCCAGAAGAAUCUGGGGCCGAAUUGGCCCGUUAAGGAGGGCAGGGAGGGGAAAGAAGACGAUAGACCAUACCAACUCCAGGGCAACAUGGCCUUCUACAGCUGUAAUAUAUUCCUUGCAAUAGCCAGAUCCAGGGGACCCCACCUGCUUGUACACUCCAGCUGCUCCCCAUUUUCCCCCUCCAUUGCAGUUGUUCAACUGGUAGAUUCCCACCUUAAUCGAACAUACCUGAAGGACUCUGAGUGCCAGCAGCUACUCUACAGCACACAACAGGGCUUCGGACUACCUCACUUGCUAAUGCAGCCCAUACGACUGUUUCACUCACCAGCCUACAGGUACCAAGAGGCUCAGGACAAACCCCAGCUUAAAGACAGUUCUGCAGAAAAGGACACUGAGGUGGUCAGUGCUCCAGUCAAAGGCACAGAGCCUGCUGUCCCCAAGAAAUCUUUGCGGCAGAGAGUUGUGGACGAACUGAAACACUACUAUAACGGCUUCCACUUGCUUUGGAUUGACACAAAAGUUGCUGCCAGGAUGGUGUGGAGACUGUUGCACGGGCAGAUCCUCACCAGGAGAGAAAGGCGAAGGCUGUUGAGAACGUCUGCUGAUCUCUUCCGGCUGGUUCCUUUCCUGGUUUUCAUCAUUGUGCCCUUCAUGGAAUUCCUCUUGCCGGUAUUUCUGAAACUGUUUCCUGAGAUGCUGCCCUCAACGUUUGAAACAGAGUCCAAAAAGGAAGAAAAGCAGAAAAAGAAGCUGAGUGCCAAGCUGGAAAUAGCCAAAUUCCUGCAGGAGACCAUUACAGAGAUGGCAAGAAGGAACAAAGCUUCUAGUACAGGAGACGCCACGAAGCAAUUCUCUUCAUACGUUCAAAAGGUUCGGCACAGUGGCCAACAGCCCAGCACCCAGGAGAUCGUACAGUUUUCCAAGCUGUUUGAGGAUGAGCUGACCCUUGAACACCUAGAGCGACCACAGCUGGCAGCCCUCUGCAGACUGCUGGAGCUGCCACCCAUUGGGACCAAUAACCUCCUCCGCUUCCAGCUUUUGAUGAAGCUCAGGUCUAUUAAAGUGGAUGACGAAAUGAUUGCCAAGGAAGGUGUUAAUGGCUUGAGUGUGAUUGAGCUGCAGAGUGCAUGCAGAGCAAGAGGAAUGAGGUCGUUGGGUCUCACAACAGAACAGCUGAAGGAGCAAAUCACACAGUGGCUUGAUCUGCAUCUGAAAGAGAACGUUCCUCCUUCCCUGUUGCUACUUUCUCGUGCCUUAUACUUGACGGAGGUGAAGCCCAGGCCUAUUGCCGUGUCAUCAGCUGACCCUCUGCCGAGCAAAGAUGCUGAAGAAAUUAUCCCUUCUGAAGAUCACGAGACCUUGGUGGAUUCUGCUCCCAAAAUGCAAGGCAAUAAGAGCGAAGAAUUUAUAACACCACCAACAGAGAAAUUACAAGCUCCUCAAGUAUCAGUCAGCCCUGCUACAAGCAAGACAAAAAUGGAAGCCUCUCGGAGUAGCAAAGCCAGUGCGAAUGGAGUUUAGCUGUGCUUCUAGGACAGACUUCCAAGCUCCACAUAUCUCAUCUGAAAAAAGGCAGGGUUUCGGUUUUGGGGGGCAUUUUUUGCAGGCCAGCUCCUUCCUACAUCCAUGAGUCCUCAAUUGCUUCACACUCCUGCUGCAUAAACAAGUGCGGCGUGCUCCAGGUGGUUUUGUUAGCAACUUGUCCAGACAAAAAUGAGACCUAGCACUAUUUACUGUAUUUUAUGUAAUUUAACUUAUUUUCUUGUAAAUAUGUAUAUAAUCCACAAAUGAGGCAAGCUGUAACUUAUACAACAUUGUCAGAAGUUGAGAUUCAUGUUUCUUAAAAAUUUUACCAAAAUGG
Messenger RNA from Sphaerodactylus townsendi, 1904 nucleotides. It is a transcript of the gene LETM2, whose product is annotated as leucine zipper and EF-hand containing transmembrane protein 2. Bases 131 to 1564 code for a protein of 477 amino acids. NCBI's taxonomy places the organism in Eukaryota, Metazoa, Chordata, Lepidosauria, Squamata, Sphaerodactylidae. The record is from RefSeq and is a predicted model, not a curated record. Gene Ontology annotation, biological process: intracellular monoatomic cation homeostasis. Gene Ontology annotation, cellular component: mitochondrial inner membrane. The transcript is spliced from 11 exons. Gene Ontology annotation, molecular function: ribosome binding.